CCGCCGGCAUUUAUGCCUCUGGUCGCUGCUGCUCUGACCGGAGCGGCCAUAGCUAGGGUUUUGGAAGCAAGUCGCUUCCCCCUCGAACGCCGACGAUGCCGGUGGGACGCCUGAGCUCUGCGCAGCUGCUGAAGGACAACGACGCGCGGGACGCGGACUCCAUCUCGUCUUUGAAACUCGAUCAGAAAGCUCUUACCGAUGUGUCGUGUCUGGCGGACUUCAGGAACCUGCAGAGGCUCGAUCUCGGCUUCAACAACCUCACUUCGCUCGAGGGUUUGAGGCCGUGCGUCGGCUUGAAAUGGUUGUCCGUGGUCCAGAACAAGCUGCGGAGCUUGAAAGGGAUCGAAGGGCUCUCGAACCUCACCGUGCUAAAUGCUGGGAAAAACAAACUUAGAUCCAUGGAUGAGGUUAGGUCGCUUGUGAGUCUACGUGCAUUAAUUUUAAACGACAACGAGAUUGUUUCCAUAUGCACACUUGACCAAUUGAAAGAACUGAACACUCUCGUUCUUUCUAGGAAUCCUAUAGAAGAAAUUGGCAAGUCCUUAAUGAAGUUGAAGUCAGUUACAAAGCUCUCUCUCUCACAUUGCCAACUCCAAGCUAUUGGUACUUCACUCAAGUCCUGCAUCGAACUGAAAGAACUUAGACUUGCUCACAAUCAGAUUACGGCUCUGCCAAGUGAACUUGCUCAGAAUGUUAAACUUCAGAACUUGGAUUUGGGAAGUAACUCGAUCAUGAGCUGGUCGCAUGUGAAGGUGCUGAAAUCGCUUGUUAACCUUAGAAACCUCAACUUACUAGGAAAUCCUAUUGCGGAGAAUGAGAAAUCGACGAACAAGAUCAGGGGAGCUCUACCGAGUUUGCAGAUAUUCAAUGCAAAACCCAUCAAUAAGAACACCAAAAUCGAGAAGCUUGAUGUCGAUGUCAUUGACGAAUUUCCUCCCGUCGCUGAUGGUAAAGAAUUCAAAGAGGAAGAGCGAAGAGACAGGAAAUCCAAGCAUAACGUGACAAUGGGCAUUCAUAGUGAAAAUGGUGAACAUUCAACGCAAGGACAGAAGCGGAAGAAGCAGAAAAGCAAGGAUGAUUUGCUGAGAAAAGAAGCUCCAUUUGAUGACAAUAAUGACGCGGCACCAGAGCUGAAAGAGAGGAAAAAGUCCAAGAGAGCGAAAACCAGCGAACUCGAUGUUAUUGACGACGCAGAGGCUUCAUUCAUGGAGCUUUUCCAAGCUAAGGAAGCCACGGAUAAUCCCAAAGGAGAUGGAGAAAAGGGUGCAAUUGGUAAGGAUGUCGAAGAUGGGGUCUUGCUGGGUGGCUUGGUUUGCAUCCCUACUAAGAAAACGAAACCAAAGAGGAGGUCCUUUGAUCCUUCUCAACUGCAGUCAUCAACAAAUGAAAUUGGUAUGGGAGGUUUAUCUACUUGGGACGGUUAGGCUUUACAUGGUUAAUUGAACUGCUGCAUCACCAUCUCAAGCUGCCGUUGAACCCUCGAACUGUCGGCGCUCAUCUUGUUCAAUUGAACAAAAUUGUCAACAAUUGAAGUUCGAACUCCUUUUUUUUUAUCAAGUUUGGUCUAGUAAGAGGACUUGAAGAUUGUAAUUUUCUGGAGCCUAAUCACCAUUUCUUUUCGCGUCGAAGUCUUUUAUG
Molecule: messenger RNA, 1638 nt
Organism: Syzygium oleosum
Lineage: Eukaryota; Viridiplantae; Streptophyta; Magnoliopsida; Myrtales; Myrtaceae
Product: leucine-rich repeat-containing protein ODA7
Exons: 10
Coding region: 96-1424 (442 amino acids)
Molecular function (GO): protein binding
Source: RefSeq, a predicted model, not a curated record